Molecule: messenger RNA, 1784 nt
Organism: Xiphophorus maculatus (southern platyfish)
Lineage: Eukaryota; Metazoa; Chordata; Actinopteri; Cyprinodontiformes; Poeciliidae
Product: GTPase IMAP family member 4-like
Exons: 5
Coding region: 304-1248 (314 amino acids)
Molecular function (GO): GTP binding
Source: RefSeq, a predicted model, not a curated record
AGUGAACUGACUGCUCAAACAAAUGUUUUUCUCGUUUCAUUUCACAGGAAAAAGGUGCACAAACAUCUGCUGCAGCUUCCAGACUCCUGCUGCUUUAAUAAUCUGCUGGUCAAGUCUGAUGCGACGGGACUUCAGCUUCUUCUGCUUCCUGCAAGAAAACAUGCAGUCAUGAUGGAAACCUGAAUAGAGAGAUCUGUUCUGCUGCUGGACCUGAAACUUCCCAUAUUCCAGUUAUCUACGUAUGUUGUCCAGUUUCACGAUGGCGGACAAACUGAUUUACCUCAUCAUAACGAACCCGGGUGUAUGUUUAAACGUGUUGAAGGAAAUUGUAACCUGGAGUUUUCUGGAUAUACAGCUUCAAUGGAUUUAUCACCAACAUUCGCUAUUUUGGGAGCGUCUGAUCAGGAGCGGACCAGUGUGAUCGAACAGCUGGUAGGUGGGCGUAACUCGUCAGGGAGCUCAGCGGAUGGAACUGCAAAUCCCGUACUUCGCAUGGAGUGUCCAGACAGCAGGAGCCUAGGAAUCACAGAAAGGUACAGGACAGCUAAAGAGAAGACGAAGCUCAGGAUUGUUCUACUGGGGAAAACUGGAGUCGGCAAAAGUUCAUCAGUAAAUACCAUCUUAGGGAGGAAAGCUUGUAUGGCUGAAAGUCAUUCCUCUCUGACAUCGAGUUAUAAUUUUUGUUAUGAAAGUCAUGACUUAAAUCAUGAUUUAAGUCUGACUGUUAUUGAUACUCCAGGCCUGUUUCAGACACACAAAAGUAAUGAAGAGAUUUUGGGAGAGAUUGGUAAAAGCAUCAACAUGGCGGCUCCUGGUCCUCAUGUGUUUCUGAUUGUGCUGCAACUGAUCAGAUUCACACCAGAAGAUAAAGAAACCAUGGAAAUAAUCAAGAAGUUGUUUGGAGAAGAAGCAGCCAGAUACACUAUGAUCCUGUUUACCCAGGGAGAUGCGCUGAAAAUGGUAAACAUUAAAAUAGAAGAUCUGUUAGAAAAAUCCGAGCCUCUAAAACGCUUAAUCAAUCAGUGCUCCAGCUUGGAGAAAUUUGAAGAGAAAUAUCAUGUCUUUGACAACAAUGUUAAGGAUCCUGCUCAAGUCAGUGGACUGCUGCAGAAGAUCAACAGACUGGUUAAGGAAAAUGGAGGAAGAUGCUACACCAAUGAAAUGUUUGAAGAGGCACAAAGAGAAAAACAAGAAGAAAUUAAACAACAUCUCAGAGCAGUGAGAGAGAAGAGAUGUGUUCUACAGUGAUAAAACAUCCGCAGCAUUCAUCCUCUGCUGGUUUGGCUGCAGUUUAUUAAACCCCAACGUUCAUGAAUAACAAAAAUAUUUACCAGCAUAAACAGAUAUUUGAUUAUCCUGUUAAAUAUUUACUGAAAUAUCUGAGCAGCUGAGCUGAGGAAGGAGGAGCCAUGAUGUCGUUAUUUUGAGAUUGUUGGUUUGAUUCCUGACUUCCCUCAGUCACGUCUUAGACUGUCAACCAGACAGUGAAUGAAUCUGCAAACAUCUGAAUAUGACUUUUACUGUACAGGAGUAGAAACAAAUACAAUUUAAAUGAACAACACAUUAUCGUAAGCUGCAUAUUUAUCUGAGUUUAGAAAAAUGUCUGAGUAAUUAUUGAUUUAUCUGGUGUUAUUAUCUCUUGAAUGGUGUAAAACACAUUUUCACAGCUGUUGACAGCAAAUCAAGAAGGGACAGUUUACCCCAAUCCCAUGAACAAAACACUAGUCAACAAUAACAACAAAUCUGCUGGAGCAUAAGUGUAUUGUUGUUGUUGUACUCUCUAC